AUGGCGGUAUUGAGCGCAAAUCGCUUUCUCUUGUCAAAAGGUACGUGAUUGGUUUUAUUUUAGUAUAUUUUAGUAAACCUUAGUACAGUUAGGCAAUUUUACUGUGUUAAAUUAAGGAGUAUAUUAGAAGGCAUUUGUAUGUUCAACUGUACUUGCUGUGCGAAGCGAAAUAUAUUUUUGUAUGGUGCGAAACGCGUCACGCUUAUAUGCGAGAUUCUAAGCCAAUGUUGACCUUUUCGUUUAAUUUGCGCGACCUUUUGGACAGAUUUUACUUUACAUGUAGGAUCAUCUGGUAUUAAGUGUAAUAUAUAUUCUACCACAUUUGUGAGUUAAGAAUGAACGAAAACAACGCAUUAGGGGUCUGUACUAUACUAUCAGUAUGAUUGGAUCAAGCCUUUAACCUGACGCAAUUAAAAAUUACGAAAUCUGUGAUCAUUUAUACAAUUAGCCUGCGUUGCGCAUAUCAAAUGUAACUAUGUGGUUGAAAACGAAAUCUUAAAUUAAUACACUAUAUAUAAUGCCAAAUAUGAAGACGAUACGUAACCACUUAAUAUAAUAUGCUUUCUUUCUUUCUAUUAAAAAUAUGCUCUCUUUUGAAGAAAAUUUAUUCAUAACUUGUUUAAUAAUGUUUCAUAAAAAGUUACGAUUAUAUAUAUAUAUACUGUUGAAUAAUUUACAUCGUUUAUAUAAAUUUACGGUUUCAUUGUUCUGUAAGAUGUCAUUUGGAUUUUCAAAUUUCAACAGGGCAAUACAGAAAUCAAACUUCUUGGAGCUUGUGGUUUAGGUUGUCAGCAUAAAAAUUACGCAAAGACAAAAUGCUUUUCCCUGACAAGUAAAUCCAUCUGGCAAUACCCGGCAACAGUGUAUAAUUCGAAUGCCUGUUUCAAAUAAAAGGCGGGUAAAGGUAUACAAAAUUUGAAUCUAUUCACGCUUAAUUCUUGAGACCGUGGUAUUUGUAUACAGUAUUUUAAUAUUGCUUGAAACACGCAAUGUGUUCUUUCGUACAUAUUUGAAGUCAAGGGUAUAGCAAACCAAUAAAAAUGUGCUAGUAUUUACCAGUGCAUUGAUUUAAUAAAGCAAAUUAUCCUUCAAUUAUAUCAGCCCAAAGGCACAAUAGAAGAUUUUAUUGUCUACAAAAUGGCAAAUAGCCAAAAUAAAGCCUAAAGUUUAUGCUGCAUAUUUUUGAAGCCCGAUUACUACAUUCUGACAUUUUCUGGCGCGCUCAAGUGCUACUGCGCAUAUUGUGUAGAACUGCACCGGGUUGAAUCCGUAUUUAGGAAUUGACUCUGUUGUGAUUGUUACUUUUGAUAAAUGCGUGCAAGUUUCAAUGGCGCAAACUAUACCAGAUAUGACAAUAGUAGCGAAAUAUAUGAUAUAAAUCCUGUUUUAAUAAAUGUAUAGAUUCUCCAAAGUUCAACUCGUUCGUGGUCAACGCGCGCUUUCUUUGUGUUUAUGGUAUCAAUUAUUUGGGCAAUUAAAUUAAUAAAGAUCUAUUCAGCGUCAUCAAUUAUAAUUCGUCGAAUAGUCUAGCGAUAUUUUGGAAUUUUAAUCUGCCGUACGUUGCGCUUUUUUGAGAAAUUCGGAAUAACUUCACGGCCCCGACAAAUAUAUCAUUUGUGACGAAUUCACGCGCGACUUUCUGCGAAUGUCUACGCAAUCUGCGCAAGUUCCGUCAAAUGCCAAAAUUACGUCAGAACCGACAACAUUUAAAAGCACGAUCACUUGAGUUUGUUCGCAUUCUCUUGAAUGCAUGACCUUGGAACAUUUCAACACUGUCCUCUUACGAUUCCCGUCAACGCAAUAAUAUGCAGCGAUAUAAAAAUGUGGAUUUUAAAACGAGGAAUUUGAAGCUGGGUUCCGGAGUAAAGAUCCGUGCCCCCGAGAUUCAAAUUCAACAACUUUGAGGACAGUUUGUUUGAAGUGCCACAAAACAUUUCUCUAGUAUUAAAACACUUAUAAAACACUACCGAGUGCAGGUGUUAUAAUGAAUUCUUGCAAGUUUGUUUUUCUGUAUUUGAUAUAUGUUUCCGAUACAUGUACUUGAUCAAUAUCACAUGAGGGCAUAUCCUUGUUAUUGGACUGAUUUGAAUAAUGUGAAGCGCACGUAUGCAGUUUUCCAAAUGAUGUUGCAUAAAAGCAAAUAAAAUCAAGUAUUUGGUAGCCUGUUAUUAUGUUUCGUAAAUAAUUUGUUUGCACUGUAUAUAAAAAAGAAGUUUACAGUGACUUUACACACUUGACAAUUCUUUCAAAUGGCACAAUAAAAAAAUUCGCGUCGUGUUACGGUGUUACCUUUAAAUUGCAUCACAUGCAUAAUCCAAGCCACUUCUCAUAUCUCACACUUCACAUACUGAUUGAGAUAUUCUAUAUUUUCUCAUAUUUUUAUGCAUUUUUUAAUGCAUGUAUAAAAGGCCUACUCUGGGAUGAUGAGCCCCUAUAAACCUGUUGCUAUUUAAGACGAGUUUAGGCGAUUUGAGGUGAGUUUAGGCGAUACAAUGUGAGAGCUUAAAGGCCAUUUUCCAUUGCAGUAGUCACUUUGUAGUAUUUGCUCUGUAGUUGUCUAUCCUGUGCAUUUUUUGUCCGCCUGACUGCUCGCGGACACGCCAUGAAAGUGGAACUACAUUCAACAUUCUUGGCGUGCCCGCGCGACUGAUUUUUCACGUGAUUAAAGCCCGUUCUCCACUAGGCGAAUUUAUUCGCGCGAACAGAUAAAAAGUAGGAAGCGAUCCUACAUUUUCGCCGCGAAUUUUUUCGCCGACCAAUCACGUUGCCGGAUUUCGGUUUUCGCUUCGCGUCGCGCAAAUAAAUUCGCCUAGUGGAGAACGGGCUUAAAGUUGGUCGCUCCGCCCGCGCGGGCAAAGCGACGGCAAUGGAAAAUGGCCUUAAUAAGGCGGUGUAAAGCUUGUUUUGAUGUGAAACGACUUUCUCCUAAUUUGUCGCCGUCGCUUUUGCUGACGUGUAAGUGAUGCUAGACUUGCCACAAACCUGUUGGCUUGUGGCAAGUCUAAAGGGAUGCCGACAAAGGGAAAAGUCGCUUCGCGCGCACAAAUUCGCGUGGCGGAAAACAAGCUCAGGGCGAGUUAAUAUCCCAGAGCAAGCCUUUUAAAGACACACUAGCAGUGUCAGAUAUUUGUAAAUUCCCGUACAACCACAGUUUUAAACGGCUCUUAAAAAUGUCAAGAUCAACACUCCUUAGAAAACCUUUUCAUUCCAAAAACGCACAACACAUAUUGCUCAUGGUUAGCAGUACUCACGUAUUAAACUCGUUUCCAUGUUUGCAGCAUGGCAUGGCUAAAACUAGCGCAAUCUAGUAUAGUACACUAUCAAUAACAACGGUUUUGGGAACAAAUCUUCCUGGUAUUUACCCGCAUUUAUACACAGCCAGGAUCGUAGCCACCACCGUUUCCACAACACCGAGGUCCGAGGAAACGGGGGUUUUCAGGCUUUGCGUCAAAAUUAUUGCUAGAGUUUAUAGCGAGGUUGUUAUAGGGUUGUUAUUAUUAAGCUAGUUUCUUAGGUCUAGUAUCACUAGUAUUUGAGACCUUGAGAUUGACUUUUAUAGCAAACCGCUUAACCGCAAACAAGAAUAUCUGACACAACACGGCCGCCAAUGUUAAAAAUAUCUGGGGUUUUACCGAGUGUACUGUUAUUUUUUACAGUAAAUUACAGUCUAAUGGACUGUAUUUAAAAAGAAAUCUGUUAUUUGACAUGUGCCUGACAGUAAUAUUUUACAGUAAGUGAAUUGUAAAUUACGGUAAAAUGGACCGUUAUUUGACAUGUGUUUGACUGUAAUCUUUCACAUGCAGUAAGUACGCUGUGAUUGCAAAUUCUGGUGCAAUAGACUGUUUCGAAUUACAGUCUUUUUACUGUAUGAAUACAGACUUCAGUUCAGUAAAACAGUCUUUUGUGAAAUUACAGUAAAUUCUCUGGCGUCCCAUCUGCGAGUAGUUUUUACUGUAAAAGUACAGGAUUUUGUAGCAUUGUGCUCGGCAUAUAUUACAUAACAUCAAUUAUUUUUCACCCUGCUCGGUUUCCUUUGUUCUUAUCGGGGAAUAUAUUCAAUAUUCCACUCUAUUCAAUUUCCGUUUAAUAAUCCCCUCUAAUAUUCACCUGCAAUUAAUAAUCCCCUCUAAUAUUCACCUGCAAUGUCUUUGCAGCACAAAAAAUGAGAAAAAACAACAUCGCAAAAGCAAUAUGGCAUUGAAAAUGAUUUCUUUUCUGACUCAUUAACGCGACCUCGCAGUGUGAAAAAUAAGUACGUUAUUUUGAGGCACCCCUCGUUGCCUCAAAAUAACCUAUACUUAUAUUAUUUAGGUGCACCAACGACACAGCCGACAACACAAGCAACUACAGAACGCGCAAGACUUCAAGCCUGUCUCCUUUGUCCCGACCAAAAUGCCGAGUUAGUUUGUCCAAGCGGCAAAGUCCUAAAAAUACACCAUGCAGAUUAUGGUAGAAGGCACCAAUACAUCUGUGGUCUAGGGAGAACAACGAGUUGCUCGACGAAGCAAGCGACUAAGGCGAAAUUGAUUGAGAUUUGCGAAGGAAGGAGGGUGUGUUAUGUCGACACGAAGGAGGGGAGGUUUAUUGAUGCAUGCCCUGGGGAAAUAAAGUAUUUACAUGUCGUGUAUAAAUGUGUGAGAGGGGAGGAAAAUGCCAACGUUAACAGAGGUAGGUGUGGAUUGCGAUUAACCAUCUGGUAAUGACCAGCACCAACACCAUCAUCAUCACCAUCACCACCGAUAUCACCACCACCAUCUUCAUAAUACCACUACCACUGUCUCCAUAAUCGUCACCAUCAUCAUCACCACCAACACCGCAACCACCAUCCUCAUCACUGUCUGACUGUCAUCAGAUCACUAUCACCAUCGCAACCAUCAUCACCAUCCCCAUUACGAUCAUCAACACCACCAGAACUAUUUCCAAAGUAAAGAAACUUUAUCUUCAUUUAGUGCUAAUGGCUCCACCACCAGUCUUGCAACCAAAAUGUGGAAUAUCGAAAUCAACUCGAGUCACCGCGAGAGUGGUACAAGGAACACGAAGCGCACCGGGAAAAUGGCCUUGGCAGGUAGACAAAACUAACUUUAUUUACAUUUUUAUCUCUUAUUCAUCCAGUGUUAACUUAUUACUACAAAUGUUUCAACUCUUACUGAUCCAGUGUUACUACAGGAGAAAAACUAAACUAACUUUAUUUAUACUGGAUAGCUCCGUCAGUUAUAAACUAUUCUCCCUAAAGAUCCAGUAAGUGUCAACCCUUAAUGGUCAAGUUUUAGAAUAGUAGGAGACCGGAGCGAAUUUGGAAGAGUCAAAUUGGAGACACUCUUCUGAAAUGCUCUUCAGGCCAAAUAAUAACCAAUCUAUCUCUGCAUGAAUCGCAUAUUUAUACUGGGUUUCUAUUAUUCCAAGGUAUUAAUAUUAAAAGGUUAUAGAAACAAGAGAUUUAUAUGCGGUGGAACUCUGAUACAUCCAAGAUGGGUCCUGACUGCUGCUCACUGUAUUAGAACCAGGUAAGCUGCCAUCCAAUAGAAAUACACAGGGCAAGUAGAAAAUGAACAGAAGAAUAGAGAAGGAAGAUAACAAACAAUGCAAAACAAGGUGGAAACAUGAACGAGAGAAAGUUACAAGAUAAGCAGAAAAAAACUGAUGAACAAAGGAAAUUAAGGGGAGAAAGGAAAUUGUGUUAGCGGAAGGAAAAUAAUGAAAGAGAAGAUAUAUUAAGAAUGAAAUGAAGGAAUAGAAGACGCAACGAAAGCAACAACUAGAACGAAAUAAGGAAAACAUAUAUAAUGAAGAAGAAGAAAGGGAAUGAACAUAGACAGAUCUACAGCAGUGGCGUUAGCCAGCCCAACAAUUUGGUCAUGCUAUGCAAAUUUCAAAUCAUUAUCAUUAUUCAUUUCUUCAGAAAUGGAUUGUGUUCACCGUCUAUGGGCGCUUUCCAUUUAAUGGCCUGACCGGUCAGACCCGAAUUAUUUUCUCAGUAUCAAUGGAAAGAUCUGGUAUAUGUUUCUGAAAUAGCUAGCAAAAAUGGACCUCAUUCUAAUAUUAUCUAAAUUUUCCGGUCGGAUAGGUCCGAAGACCAAACGUUUUGUAUUCCAUUCAACAAUUUGAUCGUUCUGACCGGUCUGGCCGUAUUAAUGGAAAGCUCCCUAUGAAUUCGGAAAUAUUUGCAUAGCAUGACCAAAUUGUCGGACUGGCUACGCCACUGAUCUACAGGAGGCGUAUAUACACCACCUUUCACUUCCUCCUGCCCGCCAAGAAAAUCCACAUGAAUGAGGGAAUAACCAAAUGUUCAUAUUUAUGGCAGAAAAAUCUGCAUUUCGUCUACCAGACGAUUAUGGAUAGAAGAGUGAGGUCAGAUGAGAAGCAUAGAGGGAAGUGGGGGGGGGAUUAAAAAGGAACGAGGAGUGAAUGAAGAAAAGAAAGAAUGAGUGGAACGAUGGAUUGGCAGGAAAGAAUAGUAUAAAGGAGAAAUAGAAUCGAAUAGAAGGAAAAAAAGAAAAGAAAGGAAAGGGAGGGAAGAUGGAUUGAUAGGAAAGAAUGGAAGAAAGGAAGGAAAUAAAAAGAAAUCGAACGAAAGGAAGAGAAGAUGGAAUGAUAAGAAGGAAUGGGAACGACUGAAAAGAUGGAUUGAAAAAAGGAAAAGAUGGAGUGAAUGAAGAAAGGCAAGAAAGAAUGAAAUGAUAGAUUGACAGGAGAGAAAAGAAUGGGAGGAAAUAAAAAGAAAACAAAGGAAGGAAGAAAGAGGAGAUAGAGAAGGAAGAUUAAGAGGUAAUAUACGAUAUAACUGACAGAAAACAAACCAAAACUAACAAUGGUCAAAUAUUCAAAUAUUUCAGAAAGAGGAACUACUACACAGCACGUCUUGGAGAUUUUGAUCGACUCUUGAAUGAAACACACGAGCACGAUAUUUUGGUCAAGAGAGCAAUGCGUCAUCCACUCUAUUUCACACCGUACCCGCUCAACAACGAUAUCGCAUUGUUAGAACUGGGAAAACCUGCCACGUUCAACGACAGAGUGGGAACUGCUUGUCUACCAGACUUAAAUUACGAGCUACCUGUCAAUGAUCCUGACGUAAGGUGCUAUAUCACAGGUUAGUGACUCAAGUUCAGAAACAGAAGCUUGCUAUUUGAAUGUUCUUUCACAUUCUCAAUUAAGAGUAGUGUUGGUUCUCAUUAAUACUAAAUCCAAUAACUCUUAUUCGAGCAGUUCAGUUGUGUACGGUUUUGAGAAUUAGUUGGUGCUCAACCAAUUGGCAUAUGUGAUAUGUUUAUUCACAAUUAAUGUAAAUAUUGAAACGGGGGAGUGCCUCACAUGGACCUGUUCGCACUCUUACCGCUUGGACAUGGUCCACGUUCGAUGUAGCCACUUUAAGAUUUCAAGGUAAUUUGCAAACACGGAAAAGGAAUGAAACUGACUCGUCCCCAGCUUACCCCGCGCUGAAUUAUGGGAAUUUAGUUACAGCAUUCCCAUGAGCCUUUGCGUCCCAUUGUUUCAACCCGCAAGCGCCUUCCUUUUCGAUGCAAAUUUGAGGGACUGUGGAAGAGUCAGAGAAUGGAACCGGCCGACUGGGAAUGACCCAUAGAUAUCUUAUAUACACUAGAUAGUGCAUCUAAUUAUUAUGCAAUUCAAAAAUUGAAGCCGUGAUUGCCGGCGCAGGAUAUUCCCAUGAAAUGAGAAGAUUCGUAUGUUUUCUAUUUCUUAAACAGGCAGCUUAAUUACUUAAACAUUAAGUUAAACCUAUUCCAAAUACAUUUUUAAACUAUUCAAAUGAUGAAAGUUAUUGUUGUUUUUUUAAGCGUUUAUUAGCGAGUGGGAACUACCAACAUGGCCGCCAUCUAUUCAAUGGGGGUAACCGCUGGAAUAUUCUUGGCUUCAAUUUUACUAAAAGAGAUGCGCUAUCUACACGCGUAAAAAUUGAGAAAAUCAACAACUUGUUCCAGGUUGAUAUCAGCUGGCGUGAACAAGGUUGUGCGGCCGACUAUGAACAGUAUUGUCAACAUGUUGUUACAGCAUUGUUCAACUGUAACAACUUGGAACAACAUGGUUGACAACUUGUUCAUAGUUGGCCGCACAACAUUGUUCACGCCUGUCGAUAUCAACUUGCAACAACCUGUGCGUUUUUAGCCGUGUAGUGUAUAUAAGAUAUCUAUGGAAUGACCUACCCUGGUUCAAGGCGCUGUAAAACACGUGUGUGGCUCUUUGCGCCUCUGAAACCACGGUAGGUAUGACCAUAUAAAUUAUAAAGUUCAAAAUAAAAAUAUGAAAAGCAACAUGGGAGAAUAAUGGAUUGCCAAUGACAGCGGCAGCAUUGGCAAUCCAUUAUUCAGGGAAGACAUUUAACAGCAUUAUUUACAACACAUAAGUGAAAAUGGAGAGUUGUUUAUAAUUUUGGGUAAAUAACGCACUUUUCUGUUACCAGGUUGGGGAAAACGUCGCUAUAAAGGUUAUAUGUCUGAGAUGUUGCGGCAAGUUGAAAUUCCUCCUGUUGACAGAAAGAAAUGCGCCGUCCGCCUUGCGAAAUCUCCAGGUAACUCCGCUUUUGAAGAACAACAGAAAUAAAAUAAUAAAUUGAUCUAAUUAGGAACAACUCUUAAAAUUGUAAUGCAAGUUCUCUGAUAUAUUUCAACACAAGCAGGGGCGAAGCCACGGUUUUUUAGGACCAAUUUUCUAAUUCUUCCGAAGAGAAACUGGGAAGGGGGCUACGUCGUGAUGCUUUCAUCUAAGAUAUAAAAUAUACCAACUCUGUGGAUUUCGCAGACCCAAAAAUAGAAAACGUUUCCGGGGGACCACGCCCCCGGUCAGUCUGACCCCCAUUACUUUGGGGCUGGCUAUGCCUCUGGACACAGUCCAACCUUCUUAACAUGGGCAGCUGGGCAGCGAAGGGACCGAGGUCCAUUUUAAAACUCCACUAAAAGUUUCAGUGCUUAGUAACCAAAGAUAGGCCCACAGUUACAAACUAUCAUUCUCUCAUCACCUGACGUUAUUUUUACAGAAUAUGUGUGACAGUUUUGUUGGGCUCGUAGGACACUGUCCGUAUUAGAGAUGUUAGGUAAUUCUAAUCAAAAUAGACCACUAACAACAAAUUUUAUCUCAAUUCUCAGGCGGUUCAAAUCGUAAAAUCACGAAACAGAUGCUCUGCGGUGGUGACGACAAUACUGGUGUCAGCGCCUGUCAAGGGGAUAGCGGGGGACCUUAUGUAUGCAGGAAUACACAAGGGUACUGGGAGGUACACGGAGUGAUCAGCUGGGGAUCACCCAUAUGUUCCCUCAAACAACGCUUCACAGUGUUCGCACAAGUGAGCAAGUUUCGUAAAUGGAUAGAUAAGUAUUUAAAUAGAACACCUAACACAAGAUAGACGCUCAGAGAUUUUUUGUUGUAGAUAGAUGUCGGCUUUGUGAGACUGUUGACAAUAACUACGGGCCCAUUUCCAUAUUAACAACCUCUAUUUCAAUACACACAUAAUCCCAAUCCGAAAUGUAAUCCUUGCCAUAAUCCUAAAUCCCAUAAUCCUCAUCCUUGUGACGUCAGGAUAGUAAUAUACGGAAAUUUUCCCAUAACCACUGAACUGCUCAUAAAACUGGAUUGUGUCGGAGCUCAACCAGUAAUAUAUGGAAAUUUUCCCAUAACCACUGAACUGCUGACAAAACUGGAUUGAGCAUGUGCUAUGUUGGAGCUCAGCCAUUAGGAACUUUUGUACGAUAUUACGGCAGAAAUUUAUGUCUUGAGAUACUAGUUACAUGACAAAAUAAUGAAGUAUAUUGAAGUUUGAAGAAAUCCCUAAAAGAAAUAGAGCCGUUUUCACCCUACAUUUUGGACCUUUAGUAAUGGCAUUGCCUAACGUUUAACUGGCUACGAACAAUGACGUGCGCUAUCCAGUAUAGUUUAAGAUCAUUGGCCGAUUCGAAAAUUAGUCGCCACAAUUUUGCAUCAUUUCAUAUCUGAUGCAUUUUUUCAGCAGAGACUGUUAUUUAACGCAAAAUGUGAAUUGUCUAAGAUUGAAAACAUAUAUACAAGCGAAAUGAUAGCCCUUUGAAAUGUACAAAAUAACCACCAAAACGAGUAAAACCCCGGUAAAUCAGCAAAUUCAAGGACUAAAAACUGAAGAAAAGGGGUUAGAAAUCAGUAAAAUCUGACGUUGAAUUUUUCAAAACUCAACUUUAAUGAGUUUCAAACAGCUUUGUCAGAUAUGAACAUGCAAAAUCAAUUCAACAAAAUGUCUGUUUUGAAUGUCAAAUAAUUUCAGCCAAAUAUCCACUGAUAUUAAGGACUUUCAAGUACUUCUUUACAAAUUCAAGGACAUUCAAGACCUUGAAUUUUUGUUUUCAAAUUCAAGGACAUUCAAAGACAAGUUUUGUACGAACCCAAAAUAUGGUAAAGUUGUAAAAUUAACAAACAAUAUAAUAAUAUAAGGAUUAUUCAGGAAAAUCUUAAAUCGCGGUACCGUUACGCUUUUGAGUUGUGCUCCUGCUGGUUCUAAGUUAUAUUUAUGAAAAUAUCAUUUUUAUACAGUAAAAUAGUUGUUCUAAAAAAUUAUGUUCGGAAUUUUUUGUUUAUUUCGUCAUUCCGCUGAUAUGGCGAUUUCUUUGACGACUGCAAUGUAUUUCUGAAUUGUUUGAGUGAAUUGCUCUUUAUUAUUAAAAUAUCCAAAAUUAAAAAAAAGCCGAACAUGAUUUUGAAACUGAUGUCUUUAGCUAUGUCCUGUGAAAAUUUGAGAAAAAUUGGUCAAAACCCGCAGGAGCACAACUCGUUUGAAAAUCAGUAAUUACCGUAAAAUUCUUCGGGAGAAAAUUGAAUUUGAAUAUUACAUUUUCAAUGUUUUUCUUAUUGCAGCGAAAUGUAUUUUAUUAAAUUAAAUAACUCUGCGAGUUUUCAAAAUUUUUCGUUCAAACUUGGUCAGAUAGUAGAACCAUGGAUAAUAAAAUUUAUUAUCCAUGGUAGAACUAGUCUAAUGCUUUCAUGGAAACCAAUAAAAAAAAUUUUAAGGCAAAAUUAACACUCAAAGGUGUUCUGUAACCUUAAGGAGAAUAUAUGGUAUUAUAUUUAUACUUUAUAAAACUGUUAAUCUUGAAGUAUUGACUAUUGUAUAAGGUGGUAGUGACUACCUUGAUUGAAAUUAAUUUCGGGAGAAAAAAAACACGACAUUUUUCGAAUCGGUCUACACAGAGUCGUAUAAAAGAUAUGCUAUAUUCUGUAAAAUAAUAAUUUAAAUUAAAUUAUACUAUAUAUAUAUAUAAAGAGCAAAGUUUAAGGUUUUUGCUGUGCAAAUUUUGUACUACAUGAAGUACCAACUAUAACCUUACUAAUAUUUAACAACCAUUUAACAAAAUAUAACAGAAAUUAGUUUUUGAAGUAAAAUUGAGUAAACAUUUAUUGAUAAUAGAUUAAUCAUAUAUAAUAGUUUUACAACUUAUUUAUUUCAUCUAUUGUUUAUUUCAUCUAUUGUUUGUUAAAUAAAUAAAAAAAACAUUUCUUAAUAACGUUUUUGCGUUUGGAUAUUAACGUAUCUCAAACCGCAAAGUUGCAUGGUCAAUGUCACCCAUAAAUUCACAUUUUAAUGUAACGUUUUAGUGCUCUUGAAAACUGUUCAAAACCAAUUUCCAGAUUCUAUAAAAGCGUCCCCAAUAAAGCUCUGAUUCCCCAGCCUUGUACCCAGGCGUUUAAUAAGGAAAAUCGCGCUAAGCACUUCAGUGUUAUAUAUAGAUCAAUGAUUAAGCCGAGCUCGUCAACUUCACUGAGCUCUCUCUAUAUAUGUAUGUCGGGAGCGAGAACUCGAGUCCAAAAGGCAAAAAAAGGCUAGUCUUUGAAAUUCAAAUUAGUCAUAAUUACAGUGAUCUCAUUGUUCUAAACUGCGUAGAGUUAAUAGAUAGCUUAAGAUCUACGACGUCGACGUCAGCUAGGACGUCAGGGCUAAGCAGAGGACUGGGACUACAUUAGGACGACAUCCUAGUCCCAGUCUUCUGCAUAACCCUGACGUCGUAGAUCUUAAGCUAUCUAAUGAUACGUGACAAAAACAUGUCUUAUUUACAAAAGAGAUCAAUUAUAACUUCAUUUUAAUGCUGCUUGUACUGUACAGGGUAUUUCAUUGAGUUGUUCGUGCAUGUCCCAUAAGUAGAAAUUCUUUUGUUUUACGGCUCGCUAAUUGAUUAGCAGUAAUUAUAAAUUCAAUACAAUAUGACUAAUUUGAAUUUCAAAGACUAGCCUUUUUUGAGACACCCUGUAUACAGUAUAACACUGAAGUGCUUAGUGAGAUUUGCUAAUAUUCAAGAUCUUUUGGUCACCUUUGUGACCUUUUGUGUCCUUGAUGUUCCGCAAGAAAAUGUGUGCCCCUUAGAUUGGUAUAGCUAUAUGCGCCAAGAACAAGUACAAAAUUGUCCUAUAAGUAAUUAUGUAAUGUAAGUUUUUUGUGGGACUUAAUUAGGGAUUCUCCUUACCCGAUGUAGUGUACUGUUUCAACUUUUGUUCUUUGGUAUAUAGUUGUCACAUUUAGUUACAAAUUUUUUGAUAUUGCUAAAAUACGUAGUUAUACACGGCCCUUUGAAAAGCAACUCUUUAUUUACUAUUGACAGGCCACCGUACAUAAAGAUUUUAAAAUAAAUUAAAAAAAAAACAUUCUGGAUUGUCCCUUAGUCAUGUUGUCGAAUUUCAUUCUAGUCACGGCUAAUCCUCGACCCUGCCCAAACACAAUCCAACCACAGAACACGCAUAUCUUUCAACAGGCAAUAAAGAUCGUUUGUCAUAGCCAAGAUAUUUGAUCGUUUCAUAUUGUUGUCUUUCAAAACCUUCAAAUAAUUGCUGUGUUGACAUUUUAGUGGUUUAGCAUUAUGAGCCCUGCUUAUGAUCGUGAGCAAACAAACAGGAAACAGCUGAGGCGAGGUUAACAAGCCUGACACCAGGACAUAAAUUGAUCGAGCGCAUUUGCCAUUUGUGCGUCAGAGAAGAGCGCUUUGGUUUUGAACAAAGCCUAAAUUCAAAGCUAAACGUUUAACCCUGUUAACAGUCAGACGCAUUGAAGCAUUUAACAGGAAAGCAAAGGUUCGCUGUAUAAUUCAUUUCAGAGAGGAAGGCACACGGACAGAAAAGGUCAUAGCACCCGCUGGCCAAGGACACGGGAAUUCACACAGUGACCAUCCCGAGUGUUUCAAGAUUUUAUGCUGUUGAACUGUUGAAGUCAAAUAAGACACGGUUGCUUGCCAGAGACUGAGCAGGGAUGAAAGGCUGUCAGUACGUUAUUUACUUGCUCAUACUUGGCACAGUAUCUUGUCAUGAAAAUCAAACUACCAUCGCAGGUAAGUUAUUACAAAAUCUAGAUGAUUCUAGGAGUUGAGAUGCACUGUCUGCGGGUAUAGAUAAUUCGCUUAUAUGAAAACAAUCAGAAUAUUCUGGUUUGAUUUCUUAAAAGGCGCUUUCAAUAAACUAUAAGUUUGGGUUAGUAUAUUCCACUCUGAUUAUAUGUGAAUGUUCUUCCGAUAUUGCGCUAGUGACUCCUCUAUUUCAGUGGUUUUCGCGUCAGAAUUUAAUCGACUAUAGUAUCUGCACAAAUUGGUUUAAUCAGUAAGAUAUUGUCUUUCUAUAAUUACUUCAAAACAUCAUUAAUAAUUCAUAAGCUUCAGUUCGGUAUUGGCAAAUCAUGGGAACCAUAAAAUAUCACGUGAAGAGGUUUUAUACCUUGAUAAAACUCAUCUUCAUUAGUAUUCUUUAUAUAAAAGUCCAUCCUAAUUAGCAUUCUUUAUAUAAAGAAUACUAAUGAGACGGCAUCUAUUGUAGUCGUUUUUGAAGCUAUUCAAAACACUUCUUGUUGUGUUUUAUCAUAUCUAAAAUGCUCGUGCUUCCUACGCGUGUUUUAAAUAGUACAUAUAAUAACACUUCUGUUAAUUCAUUAAAAUUCAGUACAAUAUUUGUACAUAUAUUUACUUUUCCAAUUUCUUAAAAAAUUACAACAUUGUCUACUGCAGCUGUACGCGAGCUUGAUAGGACUAUUCCCAGCGUGGCUCAACAGGAAUAUCUAUUUAUACUGAUAACGAGCCAGGCUUAGGGAUUAAAAAAUUUGAUAAAAAUCCAAACUAUAAUAAGAUUAGCUAUCUAUAUCGUUCAGCAACUGACCCGAUGUCUUUGAAAAAUCUAAAAUCGUACAUUUUACCUCAUCUGCAUAUAAAGCGCUACAGUUUUGAAUAACCAAACAUUUUAUAUAACUGUAUAAACUGCCAAAUUGUGCUUUGAUCUUUAGAAAACCUUCAGUAACCCUCGUCACAUGGACCACAUGGGGGAUAUUUAUAAUGCAAUUUAUGUUUUAGAUUAGUGUCGUUGCCACAUGUUUUAAACGGAUGUUAUUGAACUGACAAGCAGUUCGGGAAAAGCUAUGAACUCCAUUUUUUCUAAUAAUAACAAGUGUCUAUAUAUUACCAGAACAUUUACGUUGUCAUUGACAUUGUGUUAAACUUUGGGUCAUGUUCGCAAAUUUGCCAAACCAUUGUUUAAUUAAUUCACCUUGAAUCUUGACUGAUCUUGACCUCAAAAAUUGACGAACGGAUAAAAUUACUGGAAACAUUAUACAUCAAAAUACCACACAGUUGAUUAGUAAGCAUUUUUCAUGUGGGAAAAUUACAAAACGAAACAUUUUAAUUAAAUUUUUAAUCAAGUUCAGCAUUCGUAUACUUAAUUUGUUACUUUCAUUAAAAUUGGUAAUUUUAAUUUAAGCCCUGGGCAAACUAGGAAACAUUGCUGUGGAAACAUUUGUGAUUCUCGAUGUUUCCUCAAAUGUUUCCCUGUUUGUCCACCCGUGGAAGCAUUGUUGCGGAAACAAAAUUUGCUUCCCAAGAAGCAAAAUGUUUCCUACCAAAUUCAGAAACAUUUGAUGUUUCCCUAUGUUUCUCACUAAUGUUUCCUAGUGUUUGCCCACUCUUGGAAACAUGGCGAAACAUUGGUAGGAAACAAUGUUUCCCAGUUUGCCCAGGGCUUUACUAAUACACCUUACAGCAAACGAGAAACGAACAAAAUUGAUUAUGUUUAUGAUGCAGAGAACGUUUACAGUGCCUGUUACAAAUAGGAAAAGAUUUUCAAAGUCUUAUUAUGCCGCGUUAUAGUACAAAUAUAGCAGACGUUCUUAUAAUUAUUUAACUUACAAAUUUUUAGCAAAAUAGGAGUAUAAUUCUAAAAUAGGUUUUAAGAAUAAUGGAGCAAUUAGUCGCUGAAGACAAGGUAAUUACAAGCUUAGAUUCAUUAAGCCAAAGGCGAAGUGAAAUAUAGGUAUAGAUAAUAGACUAUAGGCUUGCAAUCACCGAGGCUGAGAAAGCUUGUAAUCACCGAGGCUGAAAAAGAUUUUUUAUAAAUACUUCAAACACUCAUUAAUAAUUCAUAAGCUUAUUGGCAAAUCAUGUCAACCAUAAUAUGUCACGUGUAGCGGCUUUAAACCUGAUAAAACACUCCUAAUUAGUAUUCUUUAUAUAAAGAAUACUAAUAAGGCAGUAUUUCUAUUGAAUUUGUAGUCGUGUUUGAACUUUGAAGCCGUUUAAUAAACUCGCAGGUCGUGUUUUAUUAGGUCUAAAGCCGCUCGUGGCUUAAAACCCUAAUAAAACACUCCUGCACGUUUAUUAAACAGUACAACUAAUACACGUGUAUAUUUUAUGAAUAUAAUUUGCUUAAAUAUAAUUUACUCCCGUCUGAGUAGUAUAUACCUCAGAGUUACUGCUAAUGAGGGAGCCAAUCAGAAUGCUGAAAGGCCAUUUUUCAAUACUGAAAUUAUACUAAUUACACAUAGGCAUAGCGCAUAUUGUAAGAGUUACGCAUUUCAAUUUUAUCGCUGCAAAUUAUGUUAAUAAACCUGUCUAUCUUUCCAAAUCAUCUUAUAUAACUUCGUGUUGGCAGAUUGCCAGAUUUAAAAAAUUCCGAAUAUAAUCUCGAUUAAAAUGUUCUCAUGGGCAAAGUAAGAAGCUAUGUUUAACGUACGUAAAUUCGUAGAAUAUUUCCUGUUUAUAGGAGAUCUCAACCAAUGUGGGCAAUCAAAUCCUAGCGGUGUUCAGAAGAGAGUAGUAAGUGGUCACACAGCCCUCCCUGGAGCUUGGCCAUGGCAGGUAAUGGCACAGAAUACUAUAACCCCCCUGGACGUGUGCCCAUUUUGAAUAUUUCCAGGGGGUGACUGCUUCUGUUUAUGGUACUUGCUGAGUGACGAAUCAUGACGAAUAGCGCUUACGCAAAAAACAAUAAAGAUGGACUUCAUUAUAGUAUUCUGUGGUAAUGGUCUCUCGCGCAGGCAAAAAUAAGCCUUGAUUUCUCAGCGAGAUUUUAAGAACGCUUGCGGAAUCUGUGUAGCUCUGCGGGGCGAGGUGACACUGCGGGGAGGGGGGUGACUACCUCACGGGUGUUCCUUACUUCCUUGUGGGUGUGACGUCACCUUGAUCUACAAAUUGGCUGAAAGUUGAUAUCUUUUAUAUUUUAUCUAAAACUCUGUGAUUUGAUUUUAAGUCGUUUGCAAUGCAACUAUGACCAGUUUCUAGAGAAUUCCGUGACAACGUUUCGCAGAAGUUAGCUAGGGCCUUCGCUCGCGUCGAAGUUCUCGUUACACUUUUCAGUGAGCUUGAUCCUAGAUUAUUUGCGCACGGCUCUAGUUAGUUCAGCAAGCUGCAGCAAUAUGCCGUGAUCCGUCCGAUUUUAUUGUUUCAUUCCAUUCGUCAAGGAAAGAGUCUUGCAACACGGAUGUCACUGGAAAGUUGGUAUAACUAAUUUUGGAACAAAGACGUAUAACCAUGGGUGACAAUAUAUGGAGUAAAAAAAAACAGUCGUGCAUGUAUGUUAGCGCAUUAGAUGCAUUUAAGUAGCAUGAAGCGACAAGGCGCGUUUACUUUGUCUAGUACCAGAUUAUUCUAUUCAUCAAGUGGAGACUCUUACGUUUUAGUUGUUUAAUCAAACUAUCAUCCCACUGUCACAGUGACUUGGCAACAGAGGACCCUUGUACGACCCCACUUGUGGGAGAUAGUUGCCGUCAUUCCUAUUUAAAGCAUCAUGAUGCGUCACUCUUCCAACAUGCCCGUCGCGAAACAUGUCUGGUUGACAUUGAAAAUAAACGCGCUUUCUCAAAUAACAAUUGCAAUAUUUCUUAAAAUAUAUUUCAUGUUAAAUGAACACGAAGUUUUCUAUAUAGUUUCUGCUUGUAUUUAUUUAUUUGUAUUUAUGAAUUUGUAUUUCAAGACCUCGUUCCCCAUAUGCCAUAUGGGGAACGAAGUCUUGAAAUACAAAUUCAUAUUUUUAUUUUAAUUCAUAGCUAUAUUUUAAAAGCAUGCUUAAAAUUUGUUGCUUUUUAUAUACUAUGAGUAUUUUUUAUACAAUUUUUUUAACUGUUAUAGUUUUUAUCGCAGAUAAUCUUUGUAUAUUUAUACAAAGGAUUCGCACUUAAAGACAGCUACAGUACACCCAUGCUCUUAAGAAGCAUUUAUGUUUCAACUCGGUUGAAAGUUUACUUCUAUCAUUUCUAUGUCACACACAAAGUCAGCACACAACGGCAAAAACUCACCAAACCAUGAAUCAUGAUAAUCUUUUCUUUUUCUACACCAGGCGUUGUUGCUCUACGGCUAUGGACGAACAUUUCUGUGUUCUGGCGCACUCAUCCAUCCAUCCUGGGUGCUUACGGCGGCUCAUUGCAUCAGGAAUAGGUAGGAAUCAUAUCUAGGAUUAAAACAGAAUAUAAAAGCAUUAAUAUGUAUUCAUUAUUAUACUAAUUCUUUUCAACUAAACUAACUUUAUCUAGACUGGAUGACUCAACUCUAUCAGUUCUGAACUGUUCUUCCUAGAGGUCCAGUAAGGAUCAUCUCUUAUUUGAUCCACUGUUACUGCAGGAGGAAACCUAAACUAAACUAACUUUAUUUAUACUGGAUAGCUCUAUCAGUUCUAAACUGUUCUCCCUAUAGAGGUCCAAUAAGAGUCAUCUCUUAUUGAUCCAGUGUUACUACAGGAGGAAACCUAAACUAAACUAACUUUAUUUAUACUGGAUAAUAGCUCUAUCAGUUCUAAACUGUUCUUCUUAGAGGUCCAGUAAGGAUCAUCUCUUAUUGAUCCAGUGUUACUACAGGAGAAAACAUAAACUAAAGUAACUUUAUUUAAUAUACUGGAUAUUUCUAUCAGUUCUAAACUGUUCUUCCUAGAGGUCCAGUAAGGAUAAUCUCUUAUUGAUCCAGUGUUACUACAGGAGGAAACCCAGACGAAACUAUCGGCAGUUCUUAACUGUUCGCGCUGGAGGUUUAGUGCAGGACAUCUCUUAUCAAACAGUGAAAUUAUAAUCAGAACAACGGCAUAUUGCAGGGAUGGGAUCUACAAUCCUGGACAAAACAUCUGCGACACUUCCAAUUAUACUUGACAAAAUAUCGUAAUGUUAUCAUAAAUUUAGAAAACCUCCCCCUUUCCCCCACCAUUCAAUGUUGAUUGGAUUCGUAGAAUACGGAUAAAACGUCCAACAUUGUUUUGGGGGGCGGAGGGGGGCAAACGAGUAAAUUAUUCCGGUCUAACUGGUAAAAAAAGCCACAAAGGAAUGUUUUAAUAGAGUGUCGCAGAUGGUUUUGUCCAGGAUUGUAGGUCACAGACUGAGGUGAAUGCACAAAUAUCAUAGAUCGAUUGGUUAUCAAACUUUAGUUGGUGAAAAAACUUAGUAUUCUUUAACUUUAAUCGGCCGCAGGUCACCCAGAAUGUACACAAUUCGCUUGGGAGAUUUUGAUCGGCUGAGAUACGAAGGUCGCGAACAAACAAUUCGAGUGGAAAGAAUCUUCUCUCACCCCGACCACGACCAACCAGUCAACAGAAAUAACGACCUGGCUUUAAUCAAGCUCAAGACACCGGCUACAUUGAACAAAUGGGUGGGAACGGUGUGCUUGCCAACUGCUGCUGAUUACUUACAUAAAAAUUUACGCUGUUAUGCUACCGGUAAGCGAGGGUAAUCGAUCAAUAAUCGAUCAAUAAUCGAUCAAUAAUCAACAAAUAAUUACGCAUACACAGGGUAUACCUUUUUAAAUUUUUCUAUUGCAAUAAUUUGAAUGCCUGAGCAUUAUGUUGAACCCAGGAAAGCGUAAAAUACAGGGUGUAUUGAGACCUGCAUAAAUAACUCUAUAGAGCAUUUGCACAUGACGUCACAGCCGCUGGUGUUCCAAUUCAAAAGAAUUUUAAUUAGGGGCGGACCAUUAAAAAAGUGAUGGGGGAGGGCGGUGGGACUUUUCCAACUUGUACGAAUAUUUUUAAAAAAAUUUUGCUUGUGUUGCUAAUUUUUUUAAAUAUAAUCCCUUGCACGAAUUUUUUUUUAUUUCAAAUUAUAAUUUUCCCUAUUGAAAAGUCUCUGCACGAAUUUAUUUUUUCAAACUUUUUCGGUGCACGAAUUUUUUUCUUUCUGUUUCCCCUGCGUGAUUUUUAUUUUUGCUCCCCCCCCCCCAAUUACUUUUCUAAUGGUCCACCCCUUAGAUUCUUUUGUCUGGAACAGCAACAUGGCCGCCAUGGCUUUUGUUGAGUUGGUCUCUGGGGAAUGAGUGUAAACUCUCUACUCUUGAUAAGUACAAGAUUCUCUACUCCUGGAAAUUUCAAAUAGCUUCUGAUCGUAUGAAGGAGCAUACCGUAUUUACUCGUUUGAGCGCUCUUUAAUUUUUCAGAGCUUCAGAUGCGGCGCUCAUUCAGGGGGGGGGGGCGCUCUUUAAAAAAAUCUUUUAUUUGUGAAUUAUAACAAGAACUUUUAACAAUUAAAAAGACAAGUUGGAAAUGUCUUUGUCACUAUAAGUCCCCAUUUGGACGGCGGAAAGUUUUUACACUGUUUACAAGUUUACAAAAUAUCAAUGUCACUGUCCUCUUCAUGAUCCGAGUCCAACUGCUGCAUUGUAACCAUUGUUGGAUAUGCCUCCUCGACAUCAGACGACGUAAAUUCGUUGCAUUGAAAGGGUUCGAUUAAGCGCCGCAUUUGAAAAUAAUUAGUGCGGCGCUCAUUCGGGGGCGGCGCUCUUUAAAAAAAAUUGAUCUCAAAUGCGGCGCUCAUUCGGGGGCAACGCUAAAUCGAGUAAAUACGGUAACUGCAUCAAAAUGAUCAAUUACUAACUAGAAGUUACUAUCGCAAGGCAAGUGCUGUCUUACGACCAAAGCCCUGCGGAUUGAUUUAUACACACUGUAUGAAUGAAUUUAUUUUGUUCAAAAAAGUAUCGAAAUUAUCUACAAUAUGCAAUAAUUACUAGAUACUGUAAAGUGUACAUCGGAAUUUUAUAUAAACACAAUGUCAUGUUAUUUUUGGUGCCAUAUAAACUGACUUUAAAUGUCAAUAAAAAUCAUUACUUAGUCAGCACAAUUAGUCAUAUGUUGGAUGAAACCAAAUUAAAGUUUCAAAUAACUUCGUGAUGCAUAAAAAUCACUUCUAUUCUAUUUUACACACGCGUCGGUUCAGCACAGUAAUAUGGCAUUCAAAUUCCAACAAAGGCUUGAUUUCAAAAGGUAUACUUUUUUCCCGGGACACCCUGUAUGUAUUGCUCUUGUGUUUGGUGACAAAUACAUGCAAAGUCUAGAUCAAACCGAUGAAAGUUGACAGUCUGUCAUGUAUUGUUACAGGGGAUAUUUUUAAUUUGCAUUUGUUUAAAAGGUUUCAUCAUUACCUUUAACCAGGUUGGGGGUUAACCAAGGCUACCAGGCGAGGUUACACGUACUCCAGGAAACUACAACAAGCACAUAUUCCUCUCGUAACCAAGUACAAAUGUCGACUGCGAGCGAACCGAUAUAGAUACUGGCAUUCAAGUAAGUGCAAAGAAUACUUGGAAAAAAAGUACUAUGGAUAAUAGAGGGACUGUUGCCCUAACGUGAGAAAGGCCCCCACGUAACUUGGGAGGGGGGUUCUGAACUUGACAAAAUGAGUCAACUUGGCAUUAGGUGAACAGUGAGAUUUUCAAAACAAUGAAAAGAAAAUGGAACAUUCUGAUCACUGGAUCAUGACUGGAUGGCAUGGAGAACAGUGGGAUUUUCAAAACAAUGAAAAGACAAUAGAACAUUCCGAUCACUGGAUCAUGACUGGAUGGCAUGGAGGACAGCGAUAUUUUCAAAACAAUGAAAAGACAAUGGAACAUUCUGAUCACUGGAUCAUGACUGGAUGGCAUGGAGAACAGUGGGAUUUUCAAAACAAUGAAAAGACAAUAGAACAUUCCGAUCACUGGAUCAUGACUGGAUGGCAUGGAGAACAGUGGUAUUUUCAAAACAAUGAAAAGACAAUGGAACAUUCUGAUCACUGGAUCAUAACUGGAUGGCAUGGAGAACAGUGGUAUUUUCAAAACAAUGAAAAGACAAUGGAACACUUUGAUCACUGGAUCAUGACUGGAUGGCAUGGAGAACAGUGGGAUUUUCAAAACAAUGAAAAGACAAUGGAACAUUCUGAUCACUGGAUCAUGACUGGAUGGCAUGGAGAACAGUGGUAUUUUCAAAACAAUAAAAAGACAAUGGAACAUUCUGAUCACUGGAUCAUGACUGGAUGGUAUGGAGAACAGUGGGAUUUUCAAAACAAUGAAACAGUCUUUACACUGGAUUUCGUGACUGGGUGGCACUAUUGCUAUGCUAAAUGUUAAGCAGUAUUAACCAUUCUCUUCAUCUGCUCUCGUGCAGGUGUUCAGCAGAUCACACAACAGAUGUUAUGUGGAGGAGAUGAUACUACAGGAGCCAGUACAUGUAUGGGGGAUAGCGGUGGUCCCUAUGUAUGCAGGAACCUUCAGGGAUACUGGGUGUUACAAGGGAUCACAAGUUGGGGAUCAAGAUCAUGUCGUGUCAGCGAGCGAUACAGCGUGUUCAGCAAGGUUUGUGUAACAUUUUUAGAACAGUGGUAACUCGUGCAGUAAGCGAGUUCUUUGAAAAUGUAGCUUAAUUAAUGACAACGGAAUUGUUUUUCCAGAUCAAAUUUUCUUAGUUUAAAUGAAUUACAGAACCAAAAAUAUGGUUCGGAUACACAGACGCUAUUAGCAUUCUAAAAACUGUCUGCAGGCAGGGUAACGACACAGAGUACGUACACACAGAGGUCUGACUUCAGGUUAAUUUAGCGUAAGGGAUUUUUUCAGUCCGCCAUGUUCUUAACAAGUGCCCUAAAGAAAGGUCGUCACCCCCCUGAAAACAUACUGAAAUUUAAUGUUCCACGGGGGUGUAUGCCUCUCUUUAGGCACUUGCUAAGAAUUCUGUAUGUAAGUACUCUGUGGUAACGACGUCGGCAGCUACAACAGAUAUUGUUGAUGAAAUUUGCUGUGUUGGUGUAAUGUACUCAGGUGAAUAAGAUAUUUGUGUGAUGUUACUCUGAGUGUAUAUCCACAUGGAUAUACACUCAGAGUAACAUCACACAAACAUGAUAUUGUUGAUAUUGUUGUUUCACAGAUUUGUUGUUGUUUAUGAUCUUCGUAUAUUUUUCUCUCUAGGUAAAUAUGUUCACAUCUUGGAUUGAAAAGGUCAUGAACGGUACGGAGGGUCCCGAGCCCACGACAGGUUCCGAUGGCAAGUCGACGAUCACAACGACAGCUAAAAGAAGGCUGGCAUUUAUGCAACGAUUCAAAGAGUGGCUUCGAAAGUUAUUUCAAUUGAAUAGGUCUGUCUAA
Messenger RNA from Paramuricea clavata, 22559 nucleotides. NCBI's taxonomy places the organism in Eukaryota, Metazoa, Cnidaria, Anthozoa, Malacalcyonacea, Plexauridae. The record is from the annotation of a GenBank genome assembly.